AUGACCAUUUCCGGUGCACUUGAAGAGGUUUCUUUGGAUGACUGUAGUAUCAAAUACACCGGUCUCUCAUAUACCUGGGGCUCGUCUCUAAAGCCGUUCAAGUUAAGGACGAAUCUGGGAUUUAUAGCUUUGACCACAUCGUUGUACUUUGCCAUAGUGCAGAUGCUUCGGGAUACGAACGGGCCACGGGUGAUUUGGGUUGAUGCAGUCAGCAUAAACCAGGAAAAUGAAAGUGAGAAAGCCGGACAGAUUGAGAUACUGCAUGAAAUCUUUGGUCAGGCGGCGGGAAUUCUAGAUUGGGUUGGCAAAGAAAGCGUUGACAGCAGACUUGCUUUUGACACAAUGAGAUACCUUUCACGCAUCCUUCCAGAAGAGUUGAGUGGCUUUGACAUGAGGGUCAACUCAGAUAGAUGGGCCGCCGUUAAUGCCUUGAUCGCACGGCCUUGGUUUCGUCGCACUUGGAUUGUCCAGGAAGUUGUCUUCGCAAGGAGAUUGACUCUGGUCUGCGGCCGGGAUCAGAUACAGUGGGACGACUUUUGCCGACCAAGCUUGAUGGAGCUUCUCGAUACUUUCCAACACACCGAAUGCUCCCUUUUGCGCGAUAAGCUUUUUGCAUUACGAUCCCUCGCAGGCGAGGCAUUGAAUAACAAGUUCAGACCCGAUUAUCGGUCGAGCCUGACGGAUGUAUUGCACAGAUAUGCAGCAACAUUUGUUGCGCAAGGAAAUGCCCUGCAGUUACUGUCCCGUGCGGCAGUUAGCAGCGAACCGGACAAGGACCUGCCAUCAUGGGUGCCGCGUUGGACUUCUAUACCCUACCCACGGACAAUCACUUCCUGGAAAUCAGCAGAUAUCAAUAUUAGCGGUAGUGGGACUUCUGAGGUCGCGUGCAACGCAGUGCAAGCGCCGUUCUUCAAGGAUCUAGAGCGCCAUAUCCUCGUGAUUCAGGGUCACCUGUCCGAACCCUUGAAGUUUGUGGGCGUGUGCAAUUCUGAUUCCGAGAAUAUCUUAGACUACCUCGACGAGAUGUUUAAGACGGUUGAGUCCUUAUCGCGAUAUAAGCAGGGACACGACGAUCUAAUCUGGAAGCUAGCCAUUGGCGAUGCGGCGAACCUGCCUGAGGUCAACGAUGUAGUGCCGAACUAUCGAAGGUCCUACGAAGAGCUUUGA
Molecule: messenger RNA, 1167 nt
Organism: Aspergillus steynii IBT 23096
Lineage: Eukaryota; Fungi; Ascomycota; Eurotiomycetes; Eurotiales; Aspergillaceae
Product: HET domain-containing protein
Exons: 2
Coding region: 1-1167 (388 amino acids)
Source: RefSeq, a predicted model, not a curated record